Molecule: messenger RNA, 2618 nt
Organism: Rhodofomes roseus
Lineage: Eukaryota; Fungi; Basidiomycota; Agaricomycetes; Polyporales; Fomitopsidaceae
Product: OPT oligopeptide transporter protein-domain-containing protein
Exons: 15
Coding region: 31-2340 (769 amino acids)
Biological process (GO): transmembrane transport
Molecular function (GO): oligopeptide transmembrane transporter activity
Source: RefSeq, a predicted model, not a curated record
GACGACCUUCGCAGCGUGCGCGGGACUCCCAUGUCCGUCCUCGUUCUCGACGACAAGCCCCCUCUCAGCCCCCGCAGCUCGGUCGUGGAGAAGCUCGACAACGAGAAGCAGGUGUACGCUGUGCCAGUCGCCGAAUUCGAUGACCCGAACAUAGACUUUGACGCGGUCGGCCUCGAGGAUGAUUCACCAUAUCCCGAGGUCCGCUCCGCGGUUGCAAACACAGACGAUCCCGACAUGCCCGUGAACACCAUACGCGCAUGGUGCAUCGGCCUUUGUUGGUCGAUGAUCCUCCCCGGGAUGAACCAAUUCUUCUUCUUCCGAUAUCCCUCCAUCACCGUAACCGGAGUUGUCGCCCAACUAUUGUCGUUCCCUGUCGGGCGGUUAUGGGCGAGAUUGAUGCCCAGGGUCAAGUUCUUCGGGGCGUCCUUGAACCCUGGGCCGUUCACUGUGAAGGAACAUGUGCUGAUCACGAUUAUGGCCACCGUCGGAUAUUCGUCAGCCUAUGCGACGGACAUCAUCGCGGUGCAGCGCGUAUACUACAACCAGACCUACAACUUCAGUUACCAAUGGAUGCUUGUAAUGUCCACGCAGCUGAUUGGCUUCUCGAUAGGAGGUAUUUGUAGAAGAUACCUCGUACAACCACCAUCCAUGAUCUGGCCAAGCAACCUCGUCACCUGCGCGCUGUUCAACACUCUUCACUCACAACAGUAUGUCGGCAUCGGCAACAGAGCCGGUCUCUCGCGCGAACGCUUCUUUGCGUACGCGUUCACUGUCAGCUUCUGCUGGUAUUUCUUCCCGGGGUACAUCUUCCAGGCACUCAGCUACUUCAGCUGGGUAUGCUGGAUUGCCCCGAACAACAUCGUCGUAAAUCAGUUGUUUGGAUAUGAGUCCGGUCUGGGUAUGUCCCUGAUCACGUUCGACUGGAACCAGAUUAUCGCGUACAACGGCUCGCCACUCGCGACACCUUGGUGGGCCGAAGCGAAUGUCGCGUUCGGCUUCGUAUUCUUCUUCUGGUUUAUCACGCCCAUCCUAUACUACACGAACACCUGGUACGGGAAGUACAUGCCCAUGUCCUCGCGCACGUCGUACGACAACCAGGGGCAGGCGUACGACAUCAGCCGGAUCAUCAAUAGCGAUGGCGGGACGUUCAACCAGACGGGCUACGAGCACUACUCGCCGCUCUUCCUCUCGACGACCUUCGCGAUGUCGUACGGCCUGUCGUUCGCGUCCAUCACGUCGACCAUCGUCCACACGGUACUUUACUUCCGAAGGCAGAUCUGGGUCCAGUCGAGACGGUCGCUCUCGGAGCAGCCCGAUAUCCAUGCGCGGUUGAUGAACCGCUACCCACAGGUCCCUGAGUGGUGGUACGGUACCAUCCUUGUGUCCAUGUUUGCGUUCGCUGUCAUCUCGAUCGAGGCUUGGGACACAGAGUUCCCCGUAUGGGGCCUCAUACUCGCCCUUCUCUUGUCAUUCGUUUACACCGUCCCGUGUGGCAUGAUCCAGGCCAUCACCAACCAACAAAUCGCUUUAAACGUCAUAGCGGAGCUCAUCAUCGGCUAUGCGCUCCCUGGCAAGCCCAUUGCGAUGAUGAUGUUCAAGACAUGGGGUUACUACAGCAUGUUCCAAGCGCUGCAGUUCACGUCCGAUAUGAAGUUGUGCCACUAUAUGAAAGUUCCUCCGCGAGUGAUGUUCUGGGCCCAGGUCAUCGCCACAGCUGUCGCCGGCACGGUGCAGCUUGCUGUGCAGUCGUGGAUGUUCACCAAUAUACCAGACAUCUGCAGCCCUGAUCAGAAGGAUGGCUUUACGUGCCCAUCGACGCAAGUGUUCGGCACGGCUUCCUUUAUAUGGGGAGUUAUUGGGCCCGCACGGCAAUUCUCGAAAGGUCAGAUCUACUAUGGUCUCGUCUUCUUCUUUAUCGUGGGCGCCGUCUGUCCACUGGUCUCCUACGCCAUCUCGCUCAAGUGGCCGAACUCCAUCUUCAAAUACGUCAACUUCCCCGUAAUCUUCAACGGCUCGCAGUGGAUACCACCCGCCUCCGCACUCAAUUACGUUCCCUGGACGAUCGUUGGGUUCAUCUUCAACUAUGUCAUCCGCCGGAGACAUUUCUCAUGGUGGACGAAGUACAACUACAUCUUAUCGGCAGCGAUGGACUCCGGCGUCGCGAUAGCUGUCCUCAUUAUCUAUUUCACACUACAGUAUCCCGCUAACGGGACCAUUGGCGAGAGCACAAUUCAGUCGUGGUGGGGAAACACCGUGUACAAAAACACGUUAGAUGCCAAUAUGACGACGUACUACAAGCUCUUCGGAAACCAGACAUUUGGGCCAAAACAACCUUGGUAGAGCUUACCGCGUAGCGUCGUGCAUCAUCUGUCAGCGCAUCUACAGUCCGCCCCUGCAUAUCCAUAUACUGCUCAUUUAUUGCGCUCUCGCAUAUCCUAGUGUUAUAGAUGUAGGUGAUUAUCUGUACGGCAUGUUGUGUUAUUGGAUAUUUGGAACGGUGUGUGCGUGUUACAUAGACGUGCCCAGAGGAUGCUUUCUUAUGUACUUGUACUAUCACAUUAUAUUUUUGCACAAUCCACGCGCGGUUGGCUUAAGACCCCUCUUGUGUGGUGGUGGUG